This is a messenger RNA of Cololabis saira (Pacific saury), 7697 nucleotides long. Its product is annotated as serine/threonine-protein kinase 32C-like. Gene Ontology annotation, biological process: protein phosphorylation; regulation of signal transduction; G protein-coupled receptor signaling pathway. Gene Ontology annotation, molecular function: G protein-coupled receptor binding; G protein-coupled receptor kinase activity; ATP binding. Lineage: Eukaryota; Metazoa; Chordata; Actinopteri; Beloniformes; Belonidae. The record is from RefSeq and is a predicted model, not a curated record.
GGAAACACAGCUGAUGUGAGUCUUCAUCCGAACAUCUGCAAGUAUCCGAGCAGGCUGGGUGUCCUGCAGCCCUGGUCCUUCUCUGCCAGCCCUGCUCCAAUCCUCCAAUCCUCCACAGACUUUCCCCCUGACUGGCUCCUCAUUUCUUUAUUUCUAAGGGACAGAUAGGGCGGAAUAAGGACCGGGCAUGGCUGUAGUCUGGUAAAAGAGGAGGGGGUCCAGCACAGAGGGGCAGUUUCUCUGCAAGAGGCGAGGAAUGCAAUCUGAGCAUCAAUGUUUCACUGGGGCAAGUGGAAGAAGAGGAUGGGAGUCAAUAGUUCUUCUAAGAGACCCGUCUUCGACGAAAAGGAGGAUGUGAACUUCGACCACUUCCAGAUACUACGGGCCAUCGGGAAAGGGAGCUUUGGAAAGGUAUGCAUAGUCCAAAAGAGGGACACGGAGAAGAUGUACGCCAUGAAGUACAUGAACAAACAGCAGUGCAUAGAGAGAGAUGGUCGAAACGUCUUUAGAGAGCUUGAGAUCCUACAGGAAAUUGAACAUGUUUUUUUAGUAAAUCUCUGGUACUCGUUCCAGGAUGAGGAGGACAUGUUCAUGGUGGUGGACCUCCUGCUGGGGGGAGACCUGCGCUACCACCUGCAGCAGAACGUGCAGUUCAGCGAGGACGCCGUCAAACUCUACCUGUGUGAGAUGACGCUGGCGCUGGACUACCUGCAGAGCCAGCACAUCAUCCACAGAGAUGUCAAGCCAGACAACAUCCUCUUAGAUGAACAAGGCCACGCUCACCUGACGGACUUCAACAUCGCCACCAUAAUCAAGGACGGCGAGCGAGCCACGGCGUUGGCCGGAACCAAGCCUUAUAUGGCCCCAGAAAUCUUCCAGUCCUUCGUGAGCGGCGGUACCGGCUACGCCUUCGAGGUGGACUGGUGGUCCCUGGGGGUGACGGCCUUCGAGGUGCUGCGUGCAUGGAGGCCGUACGACAUCCACGCCAGCAACUCUGUGGAGUCGCUGAUCCAGCUGUUCAGCACCGUCAGUGUCCAGUACAGUCCGGCCUGGCCCAAGGACCUGGUCUCCCUGCUGAGGAAGCUGCUGACAGUCAACCCGGAGCAUCGUUUCUCCAGCCUGUCUGACAUGCAGACGUCUCCGUACCUCGCUGACGUCAACUGGGACGCCGUCUCUGAGAAGAAGAUGGAGGCUGGAUUCGUCCCUAAUAAAGGUCGGCUCCACUGCGACCCCACCUUUGAGCUGGAGGAGAUGAUCCUGGAGUCGCGCCCCCUUCACAAGAAGAAGAAGAGGCUGGCCAAGAACCGCUCUCGAGACAACAGCAAGGACUCCCAGUCGGAAAACGACUACCUCCAGGAAUGCCUGGACGUGGUGCAGCAGGAGUUCAUGAUCUUCAACCGUGAGAAGUUGAAAAAGCGUCAGGAGGGUCAGCCGGAGGCCGGCGCCGACGAUGGCGAGGGGGAAGCUGAGGCCGGAGCCACGGACGAGGACGCCCCCGACCCGGAACCAGAGCCAGAACCAGAGCCCGAGUCCUCCUCCAAACUGAGCAUGUGCGGCUCCGUCUGCUCCUCCCCCGGUAGCUGCUAGCGCCGCGCCGCCUCCCGGCGACAGACCUCUCAGGCCGCUGCAGCGUUCGUGCCGCGCCGACAGAACGGCAGAGGAACUGCAGCAGGACCCGAAACGGCUCUCCCUCCGCGUCCCGUUGCUUUCUCUUCCCGUAGCAUCCCCCCUCCUCCCCCCGAUUAGGCAUGAAGGAGGCCGGGCGCAGAGUCCCGCUGCUGCGUCCGUCCUCUCAGCUCUAUCUUCUAUGCAACGUAACAUUAUAGCAUGACUAGUAAGGUUUCACUCACCGGUAGGUGUCGCUCCUCGGCAGGAAGCUCCACGUGCAUGAUGACAUCAUUCAGGCCCCUCCCCUUUUCUGACCACCCUCCCCCUUUCUGACCACCUCCCCCUUUCUGACCGCCUCCCCCUUUCUGACCGCCUCCCCCUUUCUGACCGCCUCUCCUUUUCUGACCGCCUCCCCCUUUCUGACCACAUCCCCUUUUCUGACCACCUCCCCUUUCUGACCACAUCCCCCUUUCUGACCACAUCCCCUUUUCUGACCGCCUCCCCCUUUCUGACCGCCUCACCCUUUCUGACCGCCUCCCCCUUUCUGACCACCUCCCCUUACUGACCGCCUCCCCUUUUCUGACCGCCUCCCCCUUUCUGACCGCCUCCCCUUUUUUGACCGCCUCCCCCUUUCUGACCACCUCCUCCUUUCUGACCACCUCCCCUUUCUGACCGCCUCCCCCUUUCUGACCGCCUCCCCCUUUCUGACCGCCUCUCCGUCCCAGAUCUGAUUGGGACGACUGAAUUAUUCAGCACCUGAAGACGUUAAGCCGGGCAUACACUGUGCGAUUAUCGGCUCGUUUUGAGCCGAUUUUCCAGUCGUGCGACUAUUUUUUGGAUCGGGACGGAUUUUGACCCAAUCGUUGCUCGUGCCUCGUGCAGUAAACGUGGGGUAACGACGAGAGAUUAACACCUCACGACGAGAGAUUAACACCUCACGACGAGAGAUUAACACCUCACGACGAGCUCCCGAUCACAAAUCGUGAGGUCGCAAGAAAAUCAAGCGUAUUUGAAAUCCUGGUCGCUCCUCGUGAAGGCAUCGCACAGUUGAAGCAGCUACGACCCGAUUGGACUCAUCCUUUCACAGAGAGCAUGCGCAAUCUCUGAUGUCACGUAUUAUUUGUAGUUUAAGUGUUGCAAAUUCACAUUACAAAUCACGUUUUAAUAGCAGAAAAAAAGACCGCAUUUCCCACGUACGGUGCGCGUCGCCGCGUAGCCUACGCCGUAGGCUAUGCGUUGGUGUAACGCGGAACCAUAAUUCAGUCUUCAGUGUGUGCUCUGCGCUGUUCGUAACACUCUGUUGUGCUCAUUUUGCUCGGACGCCGGGUCCCUCCGCCUAGACAAAACUUUUGCAGUAUACGUUCAUUGUUGUGUCUAAAAAUGAUGCACAGUGCCCACCCAAUCAGAAACGGUACAGAUAUUUUGGGAUUUUUUGUAUAUAUAUAAAAAAAUGUAAUUAUAAAAAAAUAAAGGAUCCCAUAACCUUUGAUCAGGUGGGCAGGACGCACAUUUGGGUUGGAACAGCCCACCCCUGCCCCAAAACCGGCUUCGAAUUCCAGUACACAGAGGUCCGACAGGAGGAUUAUAAUCGUAUAGUGUGAGCAGACGGGUCGCAUCCGAGCAUCGGCUCGUACAGUGUGAGAACAUAAAUCGUGGGCUGUGAACUUUUGAACUCCGCGAUCUAGUCGUGCAGUGUGAGAUGGGGCUGAAUCAAACGAUUUAAAAUAUCGCACAGUGUAUGCCCAGCUUUAGUGCUCGCGCGUUCACCCCCGCCCCCGUGCCGUGCGCCCUGAUCCGGGGGUGGGGGGCGGCUGGUUUCAUGUCGUGAACCUGUUUAAAGUUGUGCCUGUUGAUGAUAAUCAGUAUUCAGUAAUCAUAUUGUAGCCAUGGACGUGUCGUAGGUCAGGCUGAGAGGUCUUCAGGGUGUCAGUAACCAUGACAACGAUGGAGUAUUAUUGAGAAGAGAACGCCAAAACUCUGUUUGUCACGACCCCCCCCGCCCCCCUCCUCCUGUAGAGCUUGUACGGGGCUAAACGUGUAGCCGUGCCAGGUGGUAACACCUGAACAUAUGUAGCAAGAUACAACCUUAAAGUCCUGCGGCCUGACUGACUAAAUGUAAAUAGCACACCGUGUACGUGAGUAAACUCACCACAGUUUUAUGUGGGACCAAGUACACACCCAGAUGUACGAGCGGCGUGGCGGCCUCACACCGCUUCAUCCUGCUCCUCUUUCCAAGUGUGCAGGCACAACUUGUAGGCAAAGUAUGCCAAAGCUUUUCUACCAUUUGCAUAACCAUUUCUAAGGAACUUUUGAGUGUGUGUGGAUGUGCGCGUCAUUUUCUCUGUGUGACCUCGAGUCCCUUCUUUCUACAAGUCAACGUGUGUGUGAUUAUCAGUCAGAUGUCUGUUUCAGCUGAGAAGGAAACGAGAGGAAUGGCAGCACUCUCGCGUCCGUGCGGAGACGGCAGAGGCGGAGGCGGCCGUGGGAGGCUCCGCCCACGAGACGAUGGAGCCGCCGAUCGGAUUUAACCGUCUUCGUCAAACAACUAUCAGAUCUUUAGGAGGUUUUGGAAAAGUCUGCACUGCAGUUGUUCAGAGGUUGGAGAAAGUUAUAUAAGUUAGUUUAAUGAGGUUAUUUAAGUUUAAUUUUGUUGCAAGUUUCAAACUAGGAAUACAAAUGCUGGAUUUAUUGAUUUGAGGUUUAAGAUAUGCGCUAGGUAAAACAUAAACUUUUCCACUAUUGCAAAGCUCUAAUCAAUAAGCGGCUACAGGCUGAUCCUGCCUUCAGGCUCUUUUGCUUCUCGGUGAACUAAAGUUAAGAACUUAUAAAAUGAAAUAUCACAAAGUCAAAAAACAGCUGAGCUUCUUUUUGCUGUUUUAAAAUAACAUGAUAAAUGAAAGCUGAAGAAAACAAAAGCACAACACAUUCUCCAUAGUGUGCAUUGUGACAUUAGGAGGUUAAAUCUCGGAGGUCCGUGAUGCUGUCUGGAGUCAGACGUCCUCACAAGUCCAGUAAAUCAGCAUCGGUUGGGUUUCCGUACCGUAAAAGCCCAGAAAAUAUGGCAAGCCAAACGGGACAAAAAAAACAUCCGCUUCCCUAAGUGGCCUAUGAAAAGAAGCAAUGGGGGAAUAAAACAGCAUUUAGUGUCAAGAACUGCGUUUUUUUUUGUUUGUAUGUUUUUAUUGUUGUUUUUUGUGUCUGUAUAUUUAAUUUAAUGUUUUGUCCUUUUGAAUGUAUGCAUUAGAUCGCUAACAAAACGUCAAUUAAUGGGGAAAAAUAAAGUUUUAUGCAGGAGAAAUAGUGUUUUCGAUUUAAAGCAUAGUCAUUUAUCUACUCAAAAUUGUUUAUGAACAACACUUCAUACAAAUGAAGUUCACAGCUUUGAAACAUGCACUUUUUUUUAAUGUUCAUAAUGGGCCAAGAUGUUACUUUUAUUGUACUUCUUCACGUCUAUUGUUUGUUUGUUUUUCCUGCUGUGGCUGCUGCAACCCAUUAAUUUCUUGAUAAGAAUCAAUAAAGCAUCUGACGUUAUUUAUCUAGCUGAUUAAUUCACAUUUUAUGACAUUUCAAUCGGCCAAAGUCGAACCAACGCUAAGUGCUGCUAGCUACGCUGUCAGCUGAGUUGACAGUUGGACCCUCUAGUGUCUUUCUAGCUUUCUUUCUGUCUUUUACUUUACAACAAGACAGUUUUUUUUUUACAUUCCUUCUAAUUAUCAAGAAAACAACAUUUUAACACAUAAAAAAGGAAAUGUGUUGUGUUUUUGUAAGAUAACCCACCUAAGUACCGGUGAUGUUUGAUCCUUCUGGCUUGCCAUAGCAUGAAGGCUGUUACCUCCACCCAAACACUCGGAUGGUAAAACUCACUCUGCUUAGACAAAAGCAGGCUUUUACAAACUUAUGGAAAGUGUAACACUCCCUUCAUGCACAUUUAGGGCUUUAACCCUUGUACUGUCUUUGGAUCAAAAUGACCCAAUUCUUCUAUCCUUUUUUCCUCCUGCCAUGCUCUCUCCUUCCUUCUUCCUUUCCUCUUUUCCUCCUUUUUUACCCUCCUUUACUCCUUUUUCUUCCUACCUCCCUUUCGUCAUUUGUUCCUUUAUUACCUUCUUUGCUUUUCCUUCCUUCUUUCUUUCUUUUUCUCAAUUCUUUCCUUCCUUUCUCCUUUCCUUCCAUCUUUUCCCCCUUCUUUCCUCCAUUCCAUCUUUUCUCCCUUCCUUACUCCCUUUCCCACUUCCUUCCUUCUUUCCUUCUUUUCUCCUUUCUUCCUUCUUUUCUCCUUUCUUCCUUCUUUCCUUCUUUUCUCCUUUCUCCCUUCCUUCCAUCUUUUCCCCCUUCUUUCCUCCCUUCAAUCUUUUCUCCCUUCCUUACUCCCUUUCCCACUUCUUUCCUUCUUUCCUUCUUUUCUCCUUUCUUCCUUCUUUCCUUCUUUCUCCCUUCCUUUCAUCUUUCCUCCGUUCCAUCUUUUUUCCCUUCCUUACUCCCUUUCCCACUUCCUUCCUUCCUUCCUUCCUUCCUUCCUUCCUUCCUUCCUUCCUUCCUUCCUUCCUUCCUUCCUUCCUUCCUUCCUUCCUUCCUUCCUUCCUUCCUUCCUUCCUUCCUUCCUUCUUUCCUUCUUUCCUUCAUUCCUUCAUUCCUUCACCCUCCCUUGACCCAAAGACAGCACAAGGGUUAACAUGUCCAGACAGCUGCAUGCCUGCUUCCCCUCAAAAGAUAAAAUAAAGUCAGCAUGUCCAUUAAUCUGUAAAGAUUAAACUGUAGAACACUGUAUAGUGAUCAUUAACUCUGAUUAAUCAUUAGUUGACUUCCCUUCGGGGAUCAAUAACGUGUUUUGAAUUGAAGUUAUCCAUCAGCGAGUCCACGUCGGUGCUGUGGCGAGGCCGCCUUCUCCUCUGCUGAAGAUUAAAAGUCGCUGCGGCGCACGGACACGAGACCGGUUCGGAUCAAUCAAAUCGUUGCCAGAAGGGAAGCAGACGACUGUAUUUCCCAAAAUGUGUAACUAUUUCCUGACUUUAUACCGUACAUCCUGGUCAGUUUCAGAGGUUUUCGUUGAAGGGAUUUAAAAAAAAAAAAGAAGAAAAAAACGGCAUGUUCCAAUGAAUUUGAUUGAAUUUCUUGAGUCCUGUCUCACACGUAUAUAUUUUUUUCUGCAUGCACCUUUGCCAAAGCCUGGAGCUUGAGCCUUACUGGCUGACGUGUGCAUGCACGAAUCUUUGGUACCUGCAUACCUCAAGGCUCACCGGGUCAUCCACACAGUCCAGAAUCACAUUGUUACUGGUUUGCACAACGAUUUUAUGGACAGUUUUAUGAACUUUAGAUGUACAAACCUGAAUAAUCCCAGUGUUGUAUGGACGGCAUGAUAUUCUUAGAUGACAUAUGCAGUAUCUUCUGACAUCCUGUAGGUUGUGUUGAUGCUUUUGUUCAAGUAUAAAACCCAAGGCCCCGGUGGAUGAAGGGGAAUGAGACGCGCUGGUGAGAUACGGCGCUCUGUCGUGGGUCAGUAGUCGCAUCGUUGUCUGUAAGAAAUAUGCUCUUUUCAAAAACAAAAACACUCCCUUCGGGGGGUAAAACGCCGGUUAUGGCGGCUGACGCAGCGGCAGCGAGGGCCCGAGGCGUAGACGGGAUUAUUUUCUGGUUCAUAAGUGUAGCUUCUCUCUUAGUUCCCAGGUUUCUCUGCAGUUCCAGCGUUUCUUACGUGAUAUCAGUGAUCAUCCCACCUGGACAAAAGCUUGCAACCCCCCCCCCCCCAAAUGUGUUCCUUUGUAUUAAUGUUCUGGAUGCAGUUAGAUGUUUUGAAGAAGAUAUAUAUGUAGAGAAUUAAUUAAUUAAGAAAAAAAAAACUACCCACAUUGUGCUUCGACCAGCGACCGCAUGCCUGAGCGAUGCUCUCUCCGGCCCGUCCUGGGGGUUUCUCAGAACUCACCCAGCAGCCAGCGCCACCCACGCCGCAUCGUUCCCUCCCGGUGGUCCUGUUCUCCUGCUGCUGGAUUUUUACUGGGAAUCGACUGAAAAAGCCUUGUUUCUUGUACAAACUGAAACCGCUGUGUUCCAAAACAUGCUGCUUUUAUCGCUUUGAUAAAGAAAUAAACCUCCUU